AUGGAGCUCUUUUUGAAAAUUACCACAACGCUUCUUCUCCUGGUCCUCCCUCUUCACCUCGUGCACGUCCAGGAGGUUCCAGGCACCACAGAAUCUCCAAGACGGACCAUCAAUAAGGACUGGUUACGGAAACUCCCUACCAAACAAACAGUGGUCACUGACUGGUCCUCAAGCGGAGACCAAGCAAUGGAAGAAAGUGGUCAAGAAUCAGGAACUGCUUCUGGAUCUAUGGUCAUCGAAGAGGAUAACAACAAUACUUCGGAAAACACAACCCAAACCAUUCCAAGCGAGACUACAUUGUCACCGGAGAGUGAAGAAGAAAACAGUACCACAACUUUUCCAAACGUCAACCUCACAGAGGAAGAGGAGAAUGUCACGGACAGCCAGGAAAACCCACAGAACUCCACAAUGAAUACUACAGAUGCCACAGAUGCUACAGAUGCUACAGAUGCCACAGAUGCUACAGAUGCUACAGAUGCUACAGAUGCCACAGAUGCCACGGAUGCCACAGAUACAACAAUCCCACCAUCCACCACUUUGGCCCCAGAGACGAUUAGCACCACGGCUGGAUCUGGAAGCGGAUCGGACGAUAAAACUGAGAAUACCAUGACGACAGCCAUUCCGGGGGUGGUACAGGAGUCGACCACACAAGGAGAAGGGACUGUCUCUCAGGAACCAACCACCGCUGCUGCGCCGGGAACCAGACCACCUUCAAAAUCUUCUACAACUGUUUUGGAGGUUACAACGUUUGCUCCUAUCACACCGGACCGUGCCAAUUUAUCAGACAAGGGCGCAAUAGCAGAAAGUGGAACUGAAGAUAGAGCCGCAAGCGAAGGGCCGCCUCGCCACCUCCUCCGCCGUGGGACAAAGCAGGCCUUUCUUCAGUCGAGUGGAGCAGAGAACAGAGAGAGUCCCACGACAGGGUUUGUGUCCGAGGCGGAGAGGCAGCGACGGAAGGGAGCGUGGGGCGCCGUGUUGGGGACGUUCGUGGCCGUGGCCGUGGUGGGACUCGUGGCCUACGUCAUCCUGAAGAAGAAGCACCACAAGGCUUUCUCUCACCGCAAACUGGAGGAGGACUUCCCCUCGGACCCAGUUCUGCGCCUGGACAACAGUGAGCCUUUGGACCUAAACUUUGGCAGAGCGGCCUACUACAACCCCGGACUCCAGGGGGACAACAUCCAGAUGAGCCCCUUCCCCAAACACUGA
Messenger RNA from Knipowitschia caucasica, 1206 nucleotides. The record is from the annotation of a GenBank genome assembly. Lineage: Eukaryota; Metazoa; Chordata; Actinopteri; Gobiiformes; Gobiidae.